Paramecium tetraurelia is the source of this 768-nucleotide messenger RNA. RefSeq lists its product as uncharacterized. NCBI's taxonomy places the organism in Eukaryota, Ciliophora, Oligohymenophorea, Peniculida, Parameciidae. The transcript is spliced from 5 exons. The record is from RefSeq and is a predicted model, not a curated record.
AUGAACUUUAUGAACUCAAAAUUAGUUAAGGCAGGAUUGAUUGGACUGAUCGGCCUCACCUUAGUAGCCUAAUAAAAAUAUAAUCGAUUUUAAUGUGCUGCUCCCUACUUUUCAUUCAUUUCCCAUACAGAAUUAUAAUAAUUUCGUCUGAGGUUCCCCAGUCUGUAUGUGCUCGAUAAAUUCCAAGUCGAACAUAUCCUCAGCGUUAUUCGCAAUAAAACAACACAAACCAAAAAUUUUCGCUUAUAUUCUGAUCGAUUGAUUCGAUUGCUAUUGGAAAAAGCAGUGUCGGAGCACAUAAAAAAAAUGUCCCCUCCAGAAGGGUAACAGGCUUUACAAUAGUAAGCCUAAGUCAUAAGCUUUGAGUAGAAUUAAUUUUGCGUGGUAGUGAUGAUAAGAUCUGGAAAUGCAUUCUUGGGAGAGGCCCUAAAAGUGCUACCAGGCACAUCAGUUGGAUUCAUCCUAGUUUAAGAGCAUCCUUAGACCAAGGAUCCGCAAUUAAUCUAUUGUAAAUUGCCAGAAGAUGUAGAUCAAAAAUAAGUAAUUCUUACAGAUGCUAUGAUAACUACUGGAGGUAGAAUUAACUACGGCUAUCAAAGCAUUGAUAUCUCAUGGUCAGUGAAUAUAGUUUCAUGUGAAAAGGGUCUCUCAAAAGUGCUUCAUCAAUUUCCUAAGUGGAUCAUGCAUUAAAUACUAUUCAAGAUCUGCGGUUCCCAGGAGUCGGAGACUUUGGAGACAGAUAUUUCGGGAACUUAAGAUCAAUAAUGA